Molecule: messenger RNA, 540 nt
Organism: Coffea eugenioides
Lineage: Eukaryota; Viridiplantae; Streptophyta; Magnoliopsida; Gentianales; Rubiaceae
Product: ribonucleoside-diphosphate reductase small chain C-like
Exons: 2
Coding region: 1-540 (179 amino acids)
Biological process (GO): deoxyribonucleotide biosynthetic process
Molecular function (GO): oxidoreductase activity
Source: RefSeq, a predicted model, not a curated record
AUGGCACUCUCCAGUCAGUCUACAAUUGAAUUGCUGCAAGUGGCGGUCGUCGGAAGCCAGAGCAGUGGAAAAUCGAAUGUUCUGGAGGCACUAGUCAGAAGAGAUUUCUUGCCCAGAGGUUCGGAUAUUUGUACUCGCCGACCUCUCAUUCUUCAGCUCGUGCAGACUAGACGAAAACCUGAUGGCACCAAGUGGGCCCUCCACUGGAUCGACGACUCUGAGUCCUUCGCGGAGCGCCUGGUGGCCUUCGCCUGCGUGGAGGGGAUAUUCUUCUCAGGGAGCUUUUGCGCCAUAUUCUGGGUGAAGAAUUGGGGGCUGAUGCCGGGCUUGACCUUCUCCAACGAGCUGAUCUCGCGGGACGAGGGGCUUCACUGUGACUUCGCGUGCCUGCUGUAUGGGCUGCUGAGGGCGAAGCUGAGCGAGGAGAUUUUGAUCUCAGAGAUGGAGGGCUUCACUGUGACUUCGCCGAGGGAGGCCAUGGCUGAAGCCAUGGAGGACUUGGAGAUGGUGUCCAUGGGGAGGAAACGAAUGGGAGGGUGA